Messenger RNA from Salarias fasciatus (jewelled blenny), 7786 nucleotides. RefSeq names its product microtubule-associated serine/threonine-protein kinase 1-like. Gene Ontology annotation, biological process: intracellular signal transduction; cytoskeleton organization; peptidyl-serine phosphorylation. The coding region runs from base 79 to 5061 and encodes 1660 amino acids. The transcript has 27 exons. NCBI's taxonomy places the organism in Eukaryota, Metazoa, Chordata, Actinopteri, Blenniiformes, Blenniidae. Gene Ontology annotation, molecular function: magnesium ion binding; ATP binding; protein serine/threonine kinase activity. The record is from RefSeq and is a predicted model, not a curated record.
GAGGGUCUCAGGGUCUGCGUUAGCUCCGGAGGGAGCCCCCCCUUCCACCAGGACCACCCAGAAGCCCCCCGCUGAGCCAUGGAUGACUCCGGGAUCAUCCGGCGCAGGAGGCUGCAGAAGGAUUUGCCCCUGCCUCGCAAAAACAGCAGUUGUCGGACCAGCAACCGGAAAAGUCUGAUCCUGACGACCACAUCUCCGACGCUGCCCCGCCCACACUCGCCCCUGCCCCUGCCCGGACACCUCGGAAGCAGUCCUCUGGACAGUCCGCGCAACUUCUCUCCCAGCAACCCGGCGCACUUCUCCUUCGCCUCCUCCAGAAGAGCGGACGGGCGGCGAUGGUCUUUGGCCUCUUUGCCCUCCUCUGGAUAUGGCACCAACACUCCCAGCUCAACGUCGUCCAGCUCCUCCCAGGAGCGCCUGCACCAGCUGCCCUUCCAGCCCACCAUGGACGAGCUACACUUCCUGUCCAAGCACUUUGGCAGCACAGAGAGCAUCACGGAUGACGACGGCGGCCGCUGCUCGCCCCACAUGCGCCCACGCUCUCGCAGUCUCAGCCCGGGACGCUCCUCCUCCUGCUAUGACAAUGAGAUUGUCAUGAUGAACCAUGUGUAUAAAGAACGCUUUCCAAAGGCCACGGCACAGAUGGAGGGUAAGCUGGCUGAGUUCAUCCAGGCUUACUCUCCAGAGAACGUUCUUCCUCUGGCCGACGGCGUCCUCAGCUUCAUCCACCACCAGAUAGCCGAGCUGUCCAGAGACUGCCUGGCUAAAGCCCGCGAGGGUCUCAUCACCUCCGUGUACUUCUUCGAGCUGCAGGAGAACCUGGACAAGCUGCUUCAUGAUGCCUUCGAGCGAUCCGAGAGCUCCGAGGUAGCCUUCGUCACCGAGCUGGUGAAAAAGCUUCUCAUCAUCAUUUCCCGACCUGCGAGGCUUUUAGAGUGUUUGGAGUUCAACCCCGAGGAGUUCUAUCAUCUCCUGGAGGCGGCGGAGGACCACGCUAAGGAGGGUCACCUGAUGAAAACAGACAUUCCCCGUUACAUCGUGAGCCAGCUGGGUCUGACCAGAGACCCUCUCGAAGACAUGGUGAAUCUGGAUAGCUACGACAGCGAAGGACCGGUGACGCCUGAAACCGACGACUCCACAGAGGGUAAAAUCAGGGCAAUGAAGCCACCUGGAGAAGCAGACUUCCAGACUAUCAAGCUGAUAAGCAACGGAGCGUAUGGCGCCGUCUACCUGGUGCGCCACCUGGACACGCGUCAGCGAUUCGCCAUGAAGAAGAUCAACAAGCAGAACCUGAUCCUGCGGAACCAGAUCCAGCAGGCCUUCGUGGAGAGAGACAUCCUGACGUUUGCGGAGAACCCGUUUGUCGUCUCCAUGUUCUGCUCCUUCGAAACGCGACGGCACCUGUGCAUGGUCAUGGAGUACGUGGAAGGUGGGGACUGUGCCACUCUGCUGAAGAACAUUGGAGCUCUGCCUGUGGAAAUGGCUCGUAUGUACUUCGCGGAGACGGUCCUGGCGUUGGAGUACUUACACAACUACGGCAUUGUGCACCGCGACCUCAAGCCUGACAACCUCCUGAUCACCUCGAUGGGCCACAUCAAGCUGACGGACUUCGGCCUGUCCAAGAUGGGUCUGAUGAGCCUGACCACUAAUUUGUACGAAGGGCACAUCGAAAAGGACACUCGGGAGUUUUUGGAUAAACAGGUGUGUGGCACUCCCGAGUACAUCGCCCCGGAGGUGAUUCUUCGUCAGGGUUAUGGGAAGCCGGUGGACUGGUGGGCGAUGGGGAUCAUCCUGUAUGAGUUCCUGGUGGGCUGCGUGCCUUUCUUCGGAGACACUCCAGAGGAGCUGUUUGGACAGGUCAUCACAGAUGACAUCGAGUGGCCAGAGGGAGAUGAGGCUCUUCCCGUCGAUGCACAGCAUCUGAUCUCCUCCCUCCUGCAGACCAAUCCGCUGGUUCGCCUCGGCACCGGUGGAGCCUUUGAAGUGAAGCAGCACUCGUUCUUCGCCGAGGUGGACUGGAACAGCCUGCUGCGGCAGAAGGCAGAGUUCAUCCCAGACCUGGAGUCCGAGGAAGACACCAGUUAUUUUGACACCCGCUCGGAGCGCUACCACCACGUCCACUCGUACGAUGAAGACGACACCAACGACGACGAGCCCGUGGAGAUCCACCGCUUCUCGUCCUGCUCCCCUCGCUUCAGUAAGGUGUACAGCAGCAUGGAGCAUCUGUCUCAGCUGGAGCAUAAAACCCACGGAGUGACUCUGCGCGAGCACAAGGUCCCGAGGGAGGACCGAGUGGCCAAGAGAGAGAGCCUGGGAAGCGUCACCCUCAGAGACAAGAGCUGGAGAGCCGGCUCGCCCGAGAUUCUCAGGAAGCGCCUGUCCUGCUCGGAGUCGUCCUUCACCGAGAGCGACUCCAGUCCACCGUCCGGAGCCCGGCGACGCUUCUCCGCCCUCAUGGAUACAUACCGCCUGGCGUCCCCCCUGGAGGUGGACUCAGAGCUGAGUCCCCUGAGCAGGCAGCCUCCGAUCAAGGUCCGGGGGACGUCACUGGAGGGAGCCACGGGCCCCAUGUCCUCACAGGCGGAUCUGAGGACCCUCCUGAAAGACAGUAACGGCUUUGCAGCAGGAGACAAACUCCUGAGACCCGCCGAUGCUUCGUUGCCUCUGCCGGGCAGCGCCGCCAUUCUGGGGCUCCCAGACCCACAGGGGCCCCGCGGGGCCACCACAGACCUGGUGCUGCGAAGAGUCCGACACCAGCAGCUCUCGGCCGAGGGCGAGAAACGAAGCUCCCGGCCUGGAGGCAAAGUGAUCAAAUCCGCCUCCGCCACAGCUCUGUCUGUCAUCAUCCCUGCAGUGGAGCAGCACGCCGCCUCCCCUCUGGUGAGCCCCAUGUCCCCCCGCUCCCUCUCGUCCAACGCCUCCUCCCGGGACUCCUCCCCCAGCCGGGACUACUCCCCCAUGGUCAACGUCCUGCACUCCCCCAUCACCAUCCACCGCUCGGGGAAGAAGUACGGCUUCACCCUCAGGGCGAUCCGGGUCUACAUGGGCGACAGCGACGUGUACAGCGUGCACCACAUGGUGUGGCAUGUGGAGGAUGGCGGACCGGCCCAGGAAGCCGGACUGAGCGCUGGCGACCUCAUCACUCACGUGAACGGGGAGUCGGUCCACGGCCUGGUCCACACGGAGGUGGUGGAGCUCAUCUUGAAGAGUGGAAACAAGGUGACAGUGACCACGACUCCCUUUGAGAACACCUCCAUUAAAGUGGGACCUGCUCGCAAGUCCAGCUAUAAGUCCAAGAUGGCCCGGCGCACCAAGAGGGCAGGAACCAAGGAGGGCCAAGAUAAGAAGCGCAGCUCCCUGUUCAGGAAAAUCACCAAGCAGUCCAACCUGCUGCACACCAGCCGCAGCCUCUCCUCUCUGAACCGCUCGCUGUCUUCAGGCGACAGCCUCCCCGGCUCGCCCACCCACAGCCUGUCGGCCCGCUCGCCCACGCAGAGCUACCGCUCCACCCUCGAAUCGCCGUACCUGGGCACGUCCUCACAGAGCAGCUCCCCGGCGUCCAGCACCCCCAACUCCCCCGCGGCGUCCCACCACAUGCGGCCCAGCUCGCUGCACGGCCUGUCGCCCAAGCUGCACCGGCAGUACCGCUCGGCGCGCUGCAAGUCCGCCGGCAAUAUCCCCCUGUCCCCGCUGGCCCACACCCCGUCCCCGACCACCUCGUCGCCGCCGCCGCUCAGCGGCCACACGGUGGGCAGCUCCAACACCACGCAGAUGUUCCCCGCCAAGCUGCACUCGUCGCCCCCCGUCGCCCGGCCCCGCCCCAAGAGCGCCGAGCCGCCCCGGUCCCCGCUGCUGCAGCGGGUGCAGUCGGCGGAGAAGCUCGGAGCCCCGAUCUUGCCCUCUUCGUCCUCCUCCUCUUCCUCACCCUCCCCUCUGACCGGAGGCGUGUCGCUGCGCAAGCACAGCCUGGAGGUGACGCACGGCGACUACCGGAGGGAGUCCUUCCACUGUGAGCACAGCCUGCAGAGCCUGCUGGAGAUGGAAGGAGAGAACGGCCCGGCGCCUCCGUCUCCUUCGUCCUCCUCCUCUCCAUCGCCCCCGAUGGGAGGAGAGAUCGGGGGACUGAAGCCCGCCAGGAAGCUGGGAAGACAGGAGUCGCCGCUCAGCCGUGACACAAUCGCAACGCCAAAGGAGAAAGAGACCCAAACUUCAGCCCCCGAACUCGCCAGGGCUCCAGCCGAGGGCGCAGCUGAGAAGAGACCGUCUGCAGCCGGUGCUGUGGACACGAGCAAAACCUCUGCCGAGGCCGGGAAGAGCCGCGGGACGGCGGCAGCAGCUGACGUCAAGUCGGGUACCUCAUCCACAGAGACUAAAUCCAGUCCUGGAAGCAAACCCGCAGCCACCUCCGCUUCAGAGGCGACGGUUUCCAAGAGUAAGCCCAACGAGAAAAUCUCAACUCAAGGCGCCGCAAAACAGGAGGCUGCAAGCAAAGCUAAGGAGAAGAGCGAGGAGAAAGGGAGAAGCUCUGCUGGGGUGGAGAAGGGUUCCCUGCAGAAAGCGUCGUCUGCAGAGCUCAACAAGCAACGGAGAGGCGCCGACACAGCAGACAAGGCCGCUGACGCUCCCAGAGCCAAAGGCCCCGCCCCCUCGGCCCCGACGCAGGCUCCAGCCCACAGCGUGAGCCGACACAAAGACGAGAGGCCGGCCGGCAGCUACCGAGGAGCCAGGGACGACAGGGCACGUCUGGAGGUCCUGGAGGAGAACCCCACGUCGCCGUCCUCGCCCUGCUCCAGCAAGUCUCGGCCCAUGUCGCCCGGCGACAAGGCCAGCUUCGUCACGCAGCUCACCAGCGUGGCCAAAACCGUGCUGGCGCCCAUGAAGGGCAGCUCGCAGGAGGGCGGCAAGGUGAAGGACGGCUCCCGGUCGGGGGAGGAGAGGCGGGGGAAUGCCGCGGGGAGAGCGGAGGCCUCCGCAGGAGCCGUCCGCCGGGGGGCUCAGGGGCCGGCGGGCGCCAUCCACUCAGACCGAGGAAGCGGCCGCAGCUCCAAACAUCACUCGUGAUGUGAGGCGGCUGCGAGAAAGAGCAGAACUCUCCCAUGUAAUGCCUUCUUCUGUAGCAUCACACCAACAUGUGACAUAUCAUGACUUUCAACAAAGGGAAGACAGAAAUGCUUGAAGUAAAACACUAAAAGGACAUUAAAAAAAAAAAAACACCAAAUAGACAAAGCAGACGUGAACUAAGAUGCAUCAGCUCCUGUUGGAUCCUGUGGUGUCAUAACGUAGACCUGUGUGUGUAUCUGUGCCCAUCACGUCGUGUUGUAUAUAGUGGAAACCAAUGCAUACGUCUCAAUGCAUGCGUGACACUGUACAUGGAAAAUGAGAGAAUAUUUAAAGAGAACAAAAAAAAAAAAAAACAUAUAUACAGCAGACCUUAAAGGUAGCAAACACUGUGAACAACCUUUCAGCAAACUGUGUGCGAGCAGGUGGGAAUUCUGUCGGUGACGGGCAUUACUCACGUUUCAGAUCAGCCCCUGUGCCCCUUCGUUUACAAAUUCCCGAGUUUCAGAAAAGGUUAGGACGUUGUGUAAAAUGUACAUGUUUUAAGUGCCGUGUUGUACAAACACAACAUAUCAAAGAAUUGAAAACUGAAGCGAGUUAUGGCAGAUUUGUCAUCAAUACAGUACAGUGAAGCCAAACACUGCUCACCAAAGUACUGAAGUAGGAACCUUCAGAGGUAGAAUCAGACUGUCCCGGGUCUGAUUCUGUUUCCAGAAAGUGUCUUAUUAGAGUUUCCUACAAGAUGUGCUAAACUGACUCUGAUCAUCUCAGAGCAGACAAAGCCUCGGGGGUCCACUGCGACCUCCGGCACCCCCUCUGUAAUUCCGCUCCCCCCAAUGGGAUUCUGCCCCCCCACUAUAUCUGCCUUUGAUAUGUUGUCUUUGGACAUGUAUUAAUUGAAUUUUGGGUUUCGAAGAUUUACACAUCAUUGGAUUCUGUUCCAUAUGCAUGUUUUACACAAAAUCCCAGCCUUUCUAGUUCUGUAAUUGUAGUUUGAAACCUCAUUCUCUCCAUCUUCUGUAAAGGUUUCUGUAUCUUCUGAAAAGGUUUCUGGCACAGCCAUAGUUUUCAUGAGUUGCACACUGUAGGACUCGGCAAACUAUACCGGGAAACAGGACCACCAAUAAAGGUACAGUAUGUAUCGGUAGAGAAAACAUUAUUAGAAUGUUGGGAGAACAUGCACCGUAGUUGACAAGGCAUCUGUGGUUCGAUCAGUCUUGUAAUACCACUUUGUACCACAAGAGGGUGUUAUGAGCCGCGCUACCUCUCUCGCUACUUUCAGUUUGAAAAACAGAAGUAGCAGGAAAUCCUAAAAAUCAACUUGUGCGGAACACUACUGACUGGCGAAAACUACUGAAACUCUAAGGAAUGGUGGUUGAUUGCUGCCACCCUGUGCACAAAAGUGGCAUUACUUCGAUCUGACAUGCUGUACCACAUCCGAAACGAUUGCACAUGAUGGAACUGGAGGAUUGAUCCGCUGGUUUUGCUUCAGAUCUGAUUUAAGGGCUGAUCUUCGGUGGGACUGAGAGAAGGUGAACUUGCACAGGGACACUAUGCAAUGUGUUAAUGAUGCCACUUUAUUUUGGUGUUCCCAAUCACUCGCGUUUACAUUGUGCUCGUGACAAGAAGAAAGGAAAGAAAGGGAAAGGGUUGCAAUAAGCAAACACUUUUUUUUUUUUUCCUUGAAGCCACCUCUGCUGAUCAUAGUGACAUGUGCAACUCUAAAUGUUAGGAUGUUCUUGUUGGUGUGUUCAGAAGACAAAAGGUACAAAAAGCAAAGUAGCACUUAGAGAAGAGUACACCCUUUUACUCGCUCUCUAUUUAUGCAGAACGUGCAGUCUAUCGUAGUGUUACAUGUGAGGAAAAGUAGUUUUAUUCGAAGAUAAUGUGAAUGGAUUUUUUUUUCUCUCUUUUUUCAUUUUUGUACUCUAAUGUGUAACAAUAUGCAAUCCGGCAGUGCCCAGUUCAUCGUAACUAAGCACUGAUCUCUGUAAAAAUGGUGGCCAGCUGUUCUCACAAAACAACCCUGGAGUAGAUCUGUGGAGCGCAUUUCAUUCAGUAGUGAGCUCUUCUUUGUUCCUGUUGUUGUUGGUGUUGUUGUUUUUGGUGUGUAGUGUGGGAUGAUAGUUGCUGGCAGGCAGAGCUGUCUUAGGCUGCCAUCCUGUGGACGACUUCAGGUAACUCCUGAAGUCCUGAGGUACAGAGAAAGGAUUCAAGUGCAUUUUAGGAGAAGUCAAUCUUCCGCCUGAUCUUUCCAGUCUUCACAAAAAAAAUACUUAUUACAUUUAUUUGACUGUGACCACAUUCAGUCGAACCCUCAUUUUAUAUGUUGUCAUAUUGUGACUUUAAACAGUGUUUUUAUUUUUGUGCGUCAAGUAAGAAAAUUGCACUUUAUGUUGUGUCAGAUAUGUUUACUUUAAUGUUAUUUAUUACUUUCUUUGUAUUUGCUCUAUUUAUUGAACUUUUUCAUUCUGCUUUACUACUGAUGUUUUUUGAAGUUUCUAAAUUUUACACCUGGACCAAGAAAUCUACCAAAUGUGUGUGGCUAACCCUGAUCUGUGCAGUUUUGACUUCCAUAAAGUUGUACUAUUGCUGUCGAGCCCAUCCUUGUCCACAUGUUUGACUUUUGUUUGUUUUUUACAACAGCUCGUGAUGUGCAUCUCUGACUGUUGUCCAUUUGUUGCAAUGUAUUUACUAGCCACUGUUGUGAGGAACCAAUGCAAAAAAA